Molecule: messenger RNA, 2606 nt
Organism: Periophthalmus magnuspinnatus
Lineage: Eukaryota; Metazoa; Chordata; Actinopteri; Gobiiformes; Gobiidae
Gene: nox5
Product: NADPH oxidase, EF-hand calcium binding domain 5
Exons: 18
Coding region: 78-2408 (776 amino acids)
Biological process (GO): defense response; superoxide anion generation
Cellular component (GO): plasma membrane; NADPH oxidase complex
Molecular function (GO): superoxide-generating NAD(P)H oxidase activity; calcium ion binding
Source: RefSeq, a predicted model, not a curated record
GCCACAGACACAGAGAGAGGAGGAGAGAGGACAGAGGCUUCAACUGGAGACGGGCUCUGCUACUCACAGCUCCCAACAUGAGCGUGGACGAGGAUGCGCGCUGGCUCGAGUGGGUCACCAAACAGUUUGAGAGCAUCGCUGGAGACGACAAAGAGAUCGACCUGGAUGAGUUUAAGACUGCACUCAAAGUCAAAGAGUCUUUCUUUGCAGAGCGGUUCUUUGCGCUCUUUGACUCUGACGGGAGUAAAACCAUCAGCCUGGACGAGCUGCUGAAGGCGCUGGACCUGCUCAUCCACGGCUCCGAGACCGACAAACUGCGCUUCCUGUUUCAGGUGUACGAUGUCGAUGGCAGCGGCUCCAUUGACCCCGAUGAGCUGCGCACAGUCCUGAAAUCAUGUUUGAGGGAGAGCGCCAUCUCUCUGCCGGAGGAGAAACUGGAUGACCUGACACUGGCUCUGUUUGAGUCUGCAGACAAAGACAACAGCGGCUCCAUCACCUUCGAGGAGCUGAAGGCUGAACUUGAGACCUUCCCUGAGGUCAUGGAGAACCUCACAAUCAGUGCAGCUAACUGGUUGAAGCCUCCUGUGGUGGACCAGAAGAAGCGACAGACUCCCCGGUACCUGACAGCCUCAUAUUGGCACAACAACAGCCGCAAACUGCUGUUCCUGAUGGCAUACAUGCUGCUCUCUAUCGCCCUCUUCAGUACGGCCAUGUGGAGGAGCAAAGAGGGAGGGCCCUGGUACAUGCUGGCCCGGGGCUGUGGACAGUGCCUCAACUUCAACUGUACGCUCAUCCUGGUCCUGAUGUUGCGGCGCUGUCUGACUUGGCUCAGAGCCACGUGGGUGGUUAAAGUCCUGCCUCUGGACCAGAAUGUUCUUCUGCAUCAGAUCGUGGGCUACGCCAUCCUCUUUUACACUCUGCUACACACCUGCGCUCACCUUUUCAACUUUGCUAAACUGUCUGAGUCUGGAGAGUUCAGUUUCUGGGAGUACGUGUUCACCACCCGCCCGGGCAUCGGCUGGGUCAAAGGCACAGCGUCGGUGACCGGAGUCAUACUACAAGUUCUCAUCUUCCUCAUGGUCAUCUGCUCUAUGACCUUUGUGCGCCGCAGCGGCCAUUUUGAGGUGUUUUACUGGUCACACCUCUCAUACGUGUGGGUCUGGACUCUUCUGGUGAUACACUGUGCUAACUUCUGGAAGUGGUUUGUGGUCCCUGGACUGGUUUUCCUUUUGGAGAAGAUCGUCGGAAUGGCUCGGUCUCGAAUGGGAAGCCUCUACAUCACCGAAGUUAACCUGCUGCCGUCCAAGGUAACUCAUCUGGUGAUCAACCGCCCUCAGUUUUUCCAGUUCAAACCUGGUGAUUAUGUUUACAUCAACAUACCGGCCAUUGCCAAGUACGAGUGGCACCCCUUCACCAUCAGCAGCGCCCCCGAGCAGUCAGAUACCCUGUGGCUGCACGUGCGCUCCCUCGGCCAGUGGACAAACCGUUUGUACGAAUACUUCAGACAACCAGAUCUCCACAACAGCCCCAAGAGACUUAGCGCCAGCCUCAGGAAGAAGAGGCAGGGAUCACAGGAGGUGCUGUUCUGCUCCACAGACUGUUUGGGGACUGUGGCAUCAAACGAAGACCAGGCUGUAGAGCUAACAAUGUACCGACACAACGGAACCAGACCAGAGCUGUCUGAGAAUGGGAUCAAAUCAGUCCAGAACCAGCUGGGGCAGACAGAGAGAGGAGAGGCACUCAACCACAAAGAGGUGCCUUCCAGGUUUGGAGAAAACCACAGAUUCUGCAACAUCAAGUGUUAUGUGGAUGGACCAUACGGGACCCCCACCAGACAGAUCUUUGCUUCCGAACACGCUGUCCUCAUCGGGGCCGGGAUCGGAAUCACCCCCUUCGCCUCCAUCCUCCAGAGCAUCAUGUACAGAUAUCGAAUGAGGAAGCAAAACUGCCCCAACUGUAACUACUCUUGGUGCGAGAACAUUAAAGAUGGGGACAUGAAACUGCGCAAAGUAGACUUUAUCUGGAUAAACCGGGACCAGAAGUCGUUUGAGUGGUUUGUCAGUUUACUCACCAAACUGGAACUGGACCAGGCCGACGAAGAGCCAGAGGGGCGUUUCCUGGAGAUGCACAUGUACAUGACAUCAGCGCUCAGUAAAAACGACAUGAAGGCCAUCGGACUGCAGAUGGCGCUAGACCUCCUCGCCAAAAAAGAGAAGAGAGAUUCCAUUACAGGACUGAGGACCAGGACGCAGCCGGGACGUCCCGAGUGGGGCAAGGUUUUUCAGAAAGUGUCUGAGGAGAAGAAAGGCAAAGUGCAUGUGUUUUACUGCGGCUCUCCAGCUCUGGCUAAAGUCAUCAAAGCCGAGUGUGAAAACUUUGGGUUCAACUUCUACAAGGAAAAUUUCUGAAAAUGCAUCGCUGUGUUUGGACUUUGUUUACUCUUGUAUUACUGCACCUCAUGGUUCUAAUCAUAGGGACAACAGAAGAAGUGCAAAUAACCCUUUACCGGGGAGCAGGAUUGACAAAAGUAUCAGAAAUCAGAUACUAAUCGAUACUACAACUAGUAUCGAAACUAGAUACUUGUUUGAGCAGGUAUCAAUACUAAA